Caenorhabditis briggsae is the source of this 1140-nucleotide messenger RNA. It is a transcript of the gene Cbr-dnj-16, whose product is annotated as Protein CBR-DNJ-16. Lineage: Eukaryota; Metazoa; Nematoda; Chromadorea; Rhabditida; Rhabditidae. The coding region runs from base 1 to 1140 and encodes 379 amino acids. The record is from RefSeq and is a predicted model, not a curated record. The transcript is spliced from 3 exons.
AUGUCAAAACCAACAACGCCUAGCGAUGCUCCGAAAGCCGAUGAGCCAGAUUUCUAUCAGCUGUUAGGCGUGGAAAAGUCGGCUUCCGAAGCCGAAAUCAAGUCGGCCUACCGAAAAUUAGCCCUUAAAUACCAUCCGGAUCGUAAUCCAAACGAUGUACACGCUCAAGAGCAGUUCAAAAAGGUCUCUAUUGCCUAUUCGGUGCUCUCGGACCCCAAUAAGCGAAGACAGUACGAUGUGAGUGGUCCGUCAGAGAAUCAGCUGGAUUUUGAGGGUUUUGAUGUGUCGGAAAUGGGUGGAGUUGGCCGCGUUUUCGGAGCCCUCUUCAGCAAACUCGGAGUCCCAAUUCCCACUCAAAUCGUCCCCAAAGUCCUCGCUCAAGCUCGCCAAAUCUGUCUGGGGCAGGAAAGUGACAUCCACGCAAGGCCGCUGGCCCCAGGAGACACUGUUACAGCUUCUGUGAGCAAGCAACAUGCGCAUUUCUAUGAGAUCAAUAUGCUGGAGGACUUUAGAAAGAAUGGAGUGGCGAUCAUCUGCAAAAGCUCGUCGUCCAAAUUCAAGCUAGUGCUUUUCGAUAAGGAAGGAGGUGUGCGGAUGAUUCAGGAGUCCGGGAAACGUGGAAAAGCUGGAACCCAAGCGGAUAUGUUCUUUGUGCCUUACAACGUCGCGAAUAUUCAAGAAUUCAACCCGAUGAAGUAUCAUUUGGAAGACAAGGAUACGCCGAUAGCUUUCCACUAUUUGGAUUCGUUUGAAAUGCAAACGGCGACACUUUUGGAGACCCGAAAACACUAUAUUGCUGUAUAUGGUGACAAUUGGAUAAGCGAUGUGAAGUACUCUAUAACCUUCUUACCGGUGGCGGCAGCUGCUAACGAGCAGCUUGUGGAGAUUCAGGACACCGAAAAGGCGAUAUCCGUGAUAAAAAAGGAAAUGCUAGACUUCCAGAGAGAAUUCACAGAAGCUAAGCGCAAAUACGAUGAGGCGGUUGCUAAGCUCAAAGUGCAGGACGACGUUAUCCUGAAGGCCUUGUCGACCCGUGAGGAUCUCUACAACGACGUCGUCAGGCAGUCUCAGGAGCCGUAUAACAAGAAAGUGUCGCCGUCGAAAUCGUCCGGCGGAUUUUUGGGCGGAUGGUUUAAAUAA